Molecule: messenger RNA, 720 nt
Organism: Arabidopsis thaliana (thale cress)
Lineage: Eukaryota; Viridiplantae; Streptophyta; Magnoliopsida; Brassicales; Brassicaceae
Product: Bifunctional inhibitor/lipid-transfer protein/seed storage 2S albumin superfamily protein
Exons: 2
Coding region: 84-506 (140 amino acids)
Cellular component (GO): plasma membrane
Source: RefSeq, marked reviewed
ACAUACAAAAUUAAAUAAGAGCGAACCACUGGUCGUUCAAAAAUAUAUAAGAAAAUAUUAAACCUCUGUUUUUGCUGGCGAUCAUGGCUUACACAAACAAAGUUACGAUAUCAGCCGCGGUUGCGACAAUGAUGCUGUUUCUGGCGGUUACGAUCGUGGAUGCACAGUCAAUGCCACCAAUGCCAAAGUUUAAUCCUGUGUGCGCGUUGGCGGAUCUCCCAAACAUCGUCCAACUUUGCUACUUUAACUUGGAUUUGACGCCAUCUGAAGAGUGCUGCAAUGAUCUCAAAUCGUCGAGCACGAUACAAGUGAAUUGUCUCUGUGACAAUUUCAUUGCACAUCCUUCCAAUGGCAAUAUCUCGCAAGCUCGCUACGACCUGGUCAACAGCGCCUGUGGUGUUGCCGACAAAUUCGCAUGUAAAGGAGGAGACGCCAGCGGAGGAUCAACGAACAAGAUUGCUGCAUCAAUGGUUCUACUUGGUUUGGUUGCAAGUCUGUUCUUUUAAUUUAUUUCAAUUUGGCCUUCCAAAUUCUAUGUAAUUCUAAGAUAUCCCCGAUAUAUAUAUAAGAAUUAUGGUAUAAAAGGAAUUGUUCAGACAAUGUAAUCAUAUAUGAAUGAUAUACAUAGUAUAUACCACUUGUUUACGUUUUCAGUUUUCAUGUUUUGAUAACAUGAUUCCGCUGUUUUGUACCAUUCAAAAUAUUCAUCAUGUUUUCAUG